Anopheles merus is the source of this 892-nucleotide messenger RNA. RefSeq lists its product as uncharacterized. Bases 33 to 647 code for a protein of 204 amino acids. Gene Ontology annotation, cellular component: nucleus. The record is from RefSeq and is a predicted model, not a curated record. Gene Ontology annotation, molecular function: zinc ion binding. The transcript is spliced from 2 exons. Lineage: Eukaryota; Metazoa; Arthropoda; Insecta; Diptera; Culicidae.
AAAAUAAUUCAAAAUAAAUCAAACUCCGCUCGAUGCUCAAAUGCAAAGUCGAGCAGUUUGAUUUCGAGUUGACGGUGCAACCAUUUUUAACUGACACUUGCCGGUUGGACGGGAAACAGUGCGCGCAGUGGAUGGAAAUGUCUCUCUCAAAGAUACCGAUUUGCCGAAUUUGCCUCACGAACGAUGAGCUGCAGGUGUCGCUGUUUAGUGAAUACGCACAGCGGAAGCUGCUGCUAACCAAAAUACGCGUCUGUUUGCCGAUAACUAUCACUCACGCGGAUACGCUGCCGGUAACGAUCUGCAGCCAGUGCAUCAUUCGGUUGGAGCAGUUCUACGAAUACUACUGCAAAUCGGAAACGUCACAACGGAUUCUGACGGAAGGAACCGGUAUACUCUCCCGCCCGCGUAAAACGCCACCGGGAAGUUAUACGCUUAGUGUCACAGGGACCGAGAACGGAGAGGCGAGCGGCCCGGUGGUCGAACAGAUGGACCCGAUUCUGACUCAAUCUCCGCAGGUCAAAGGACCGGUAGUACAGAAAGAGAUGCAAUCCAAUGCGUCGGGGUCGCCGGAUGCGUCCCUAAGCUUUUUGCAGCAGGGAACGAGAAAACGCAAGCUCAAGAAAUCAUCGACGCAGAAUACAUUCUAGACACUAUCGAACUGGUUUGUCUUUCAUAGUUAAGUCUAGUAAUAAAUGAUUGCCAAAUCAUAAGGUACUAAUAUCCAACCGUAUGGGUUAGCACAACCCCACUAUAUCGAGAUUUGUUGGCCAGAAGUUAGCGACCCGUGUCCUUCAUAAAAACACUUACUUGCAUUGUGUCCUUUAAAAGGAUUAUUUUUUUAGUAUUUUCCUUGUAAAAAUUACAUUAAUCUAAGUAUAAGUAGAGUCUUGGA